CAUGUGCGAGGUGAAAUCCCUACCCGCAUUGGCCCCAUCAUCGCCACCCUCUCCUCCAGACAAACCUGAGCCCUCUUUGACUCCCCAACCUAAAAUCCCACACAGCCUCCCACCAUUUUCCCGUCCCUAAACUAAUUUUCCACUUCCAUUUUCUCGAGAAACAGACAGAAAAAAAAAGAAGAGAUCAAGAGAUCUCAUCUCUUCAUCUCCAACAACAAAGGGGCGGUCUGACAUCAGAACACACUCAGCACAGAAAAAAGGAAAGAGAAUAUCAAACCAUGUGGCGGCGACUGCUCUCUUCAUCUCAGCUCAAGACCCUAACCCUAGCCGCCAACAGCGCCUCGGCACCAUGCCGAUCGGCCACCGGACCUGCCCGCUGUCUCCUCCACAAGCCCCUUCCUCUCCUUCCUUGCUACUUCAGCACCACCUCCGAUGCUGCAAAACCUGGUGUGAAGAAGGUUGAGGAGGUAAUGCCCAUUGCCACUGGCCACGAGCGAGAGGAGCUUGAAGCUGAACUUGAGGGAAGGGAUGUUCUGGAAAUCAACCAUCCUGUUGGUCCUUUUGGCACAAAGGAAGCACCUGCAGUUAUCAAGUCCUAUUACGACAAGAGAAUAGUUGGAUGCCCUGGUGGUGAAGGCGAGGAUGAGCAUGAUGUUGUGUGGUUUUGGCUGACUAAAAACGAGCCGCAUGAAUGUCCAGUCUGCUCACAGUACUUUGUGCUUGAAGUGGUAGGACCUGGUGGAUCUCCAGACCACAGUGAUGACCAUGACCAUCACUGAUUUGCAGCCUGAAACUAUUCCAUGGAAUAAAUUCAGGGGAGGUGGAGAGACAAUAUCCAGUAUACGCUGCGACCUUAACUUUCAAAAUUGGAAGCCUUUUGUUUUUGUUUGGUUGAUUGGCCUUAGUUUCUUUUUCUUUUUUGAUGUUGUUGCUUUUGCAACAUCUGAGAUAGAUUCUCUCUGAUAAUUUAGACACAGGGUGGUACCUUUUGGAACACUAAGGAUCUUGUAAGGAUGUCCUUCUAUGCAUUGCCAAAUAAUGGAUGGGUACUGCCUGUUGAUUCUUUUCCCCCGGGAAUGGUAGAACCAUCUGUGCAUUUUAUUUCAACUUAA
Prunus dulcis (almond) is the source of this 1112-nucleotide messenger RNA. RefSeq names its product putative cytochrome c oxidase subunit 5b-like. Gene Ontology annotation, biological process: mitochondrial electron transport, cytochrome c to oxygen. The transcript has 6 exons. NCBI's taxonomy places the organism in Eukaryota, Viridiplantae, Streptophyta, Magnoliopsida, Rosales, Rosaceae. Gene Ontology annotation, cellular component: mitochondrial envelope. The coding region runs from base 279 to 779 and encodes 166 amino acids. The record is from RefSeq and is a predicted model, not a curated record.